This is a messenger RNA of Lineus longissimus, 2711 nucleotides long. RefSeq names its product UDP-glucuronic acid decarboxylase 1-like. Bases 201 to 1463 code for a protein of 420 amino acids. The record is from RefSeq and is a predicted model, not a curated record. Gene Ontology annotation, cellular component: cytoplasm. Lineage: Eukaryota; Metazoa; Nemertea; Pilidiophora; Heteronemertea; Lineidae. The transcript has 9 exons. Gene Ontology annotation, biological process: D-xylose metabolic process. Gene Ontology annotation, molecular function: UDP-glucuronate decarboxylase activity; NAD+ binding.
UGUCAUGGCCGCGCCCAUAUUUGAGAAAAACUGGAAAAAUUUCCCAAAAAAUCUAUAAAUUUUCCUUAAUAAACUAAAUUCUACCGAAGAUAAUCCUUCAUUUCUGUAUCUCCAACAUUGUGUCGAUAUAGAUGACAAACUUGGGCAGAACUUUGACAUAGCAUGUUGCUAAUUUCAUAAGAAUUUGCAAGUUUAAUGAUAUGGUUUUCUGUUGGAAGGUUUUCUUGACCAGGAGAAUGAGGAUUUUGAUUGGAACAGGAUUGGCUGCACUGAUGUUGCAGAUUUUCGCAUACUUUGGUCUUCCCUCUUUGACGCAUUCGAGUGACCAGCUUGACUUGGACAAGAGAGCGACAUAUCAAGGGGACAAGUACGCGAUGGAAAUCGAAAAGCUCAAUGCUAGAAUUCUUGAAUUAGAAAAAGGGAAGAAGACAUUUGCUGAUGUUAAGUUUCUUAACUAUAAAGAUAGGCGACGAAUUUUGGUAACUGGAGGUGCUGGGUUUGUCGGAUCUCAUCUCGUUGACCGUCUGAUGCUGGAAGGUCAUGAAGUCACUGUGGCAGAUAACUUCUUCACUGGCAGGAAAAGGAACGUUGAGCAUUGGAUUGGACAUGAAAACUUCGAGCUCUUACACCAUGACAUUGUUAACCCACUCUAUAUUGAAGUUGACCAGAUCUAUCACCUGGCCUCCCCAGCGUCUCCACCUAACUACAUGUACAACCCGAUCAAGACCAUAAAGACCAAUACAGUCGGUACUAUCAAUAUGUUGGGGCUAGCAAAGAGGACUCGUGCAAGGCUACUGCUCGCUUCCACAUCAGAGGUGUAUGGAGACCCUGAAGAACAUCCUCAGAAAGAAGAAUACUGGGGUCACGUGAAUCCAAUAGGCCCCCGAGCUUGUUACGAUGAAGCCAAGAGGGUCGCAGAAACCAUGUGUUAUGCCUAUAAAAAACAAGAAGGGGUGUCUGUCCGUGUGGCGAGAAUCUUCAACACAUUCGGCCCACGGAUGCACAUGAAUGACGGCCGUGUUGUCAGCAAUUUCAUUCUACAGGCGUUACAGAAUCAGCCUAUAACAGUAUAUGGCGACGGCAGCCAAACACGCUCAUUUCAAUACGUUAGUGACCUCGUUAGUGGCUUGAUUGCUCUAAUGAAUAGCAAUUAUACCAAACCUUGUAACAUUGGCAACCCAGAUGAGUACAGUGUACAGGAGUUUGCCACUAUUAUCAGAAAACUAGUUGGCAAAACCAACCCCAUUGUUAAUAAACCUGCCAUGGAGGACGAUCCUCGUAAAAGAAAACCUGAUAUAACCGUAGCAAAAACCUAUUUGAAAUGGGAACCUAAGGUGCCUAUGAUGUUCGGUCUUAACAAGACGAUCGACUACUUCAGGAGUGAACUGCGCCGGUCGCAUCACAGCCAGCGGAACCUGUGGAAUCCCGAGGACGGCAAGAGCAUGCAUAAAAUCAGCCUUUGAAGAUCAUGCGCUCUGGAACUUGCAACCAGCGUAACCUGUUAAGAACAGAUGUAAUGUGAUUUGUUUAUUACCAAGGAAAUAUUCUCAUCUUGUAAAUAAUGUCAUUAAUUUGUAUAUACUGGCAGCAUAGUCUAGAGAUCUGAGAUCUGUUAGGUGUAUUGUAAUGUUGGACUGUGCUGGUAUUGCUCAACACUGUUCUAAAUUGUAUAUUUCAGUAGUAAAAUUCUAAUUUGCACAGGUCUGAUAUGCUAAUUUGGUGGUGGUGGUGAUGUGGGGGGUGUGGGGGGUGUGUGUUGGCGGUAACUGUCUUAAUGACUGGUUGUGCCUUUGCUGCAGGACAGAAUGUGCUCAACCUACAUGUCUAUGGAUAAAAAAGAACGAGUGGAAAAUGAAGGACAUCUAUUUCAAUAAAGGGAGAAUAAUGGCCGGAGCUAGGGGCCAAAAAGGUGGUCUUGAGAUUACACAUGUCGAAUACGCCCUAUUAAGGGACUGGGCCAUUUUUGAUUGUGACUUGUCCUUUGGUUGUACUAUAAAAGUUGACAAUCCGAGAUGCCAAUGAUCAACUCUGCUGAUAAAAUUACUAAAAUCUCCCCCCAAGUUAAUGUGUUUUUCUCUUGGUGCCGUAAACUUAUGAGAACUGACUGAUAGGUGCCGUUAUAAUCUUAUUGAAUUUGUAAAAAACAUUUUAUGACAUAUCUGUUUUUAUUGUGCCGUUAAAUGUUUUGGGCCAUACUUUUAUUUUUUACGCAUUAAAGGUAGAAGGGCUGAGAUUUUUUUUGGGGGGGGGGGAGUAGUUGAUGCCUGAACAUACAGUGGAUCUGAAAAUAAGAAACAUGUGCGUAAAUACUUGAAGUAAGGUCAUCAUUACAGGGUGUUAAAUAAAACAUGGCACAGUUGUAAGCCAAAUCCCACCUUCUUGAUAAUCAAAAAGUUCUACUUUUUCCAGGUGCAUGAUAAAUGUAAUAACCAGAUGGGUUGUGUUGUUUGUGGUCUCGAAACAUUCGAAGAGCGUCUCAUUUUUAACUCAUUUUGGUAGGCAUACAUAAUUUUUGGCCUUGUAACUGGGUCAUGUUUUAUUUAACACCUUGUAUUUUUACUGACUGAAUCAACAGAUGACUGUUCUAGUUGGAGAUUCAAUGAUCUGUCCAGUUAAUCUUGACCUAGGUCUUCUCAGGCCUACUAGGGACAGGGUUGCCUGUAUUAUGUGAUAUUUUCAAAUGUCAAAAUGACUUUUAACAAAUAAAAAUA